This is a messenger RNA of Rana temporaria (common frog), 2051 nucleotides long. It is a transcript of the gene NPFFR2, whose product is annotated as neuropeptide FF receptor 2. Gene Ontology annotation, biological process: regulation of cAMP-dependent protein kinase activity; regulation of MAPK cascade; regulation of adenylate cyclase activity. Gene Ontology annotation, cellular component: membrane. The transcript has 4 exons. The record is from RefSeq and is a predicted model, not a curated record. NCBI's taxonomy places the organism in Eukaryota, Metazoa, Chordata, Amphibia, Anura, Ranidae. Bases 319 to 1761 code for a protein of 480 amino acids. Gene Ontology annotation, molecular function: peptide binding; opioid receptor binding; neuropeptide receptor activity.
UAGCAGGCAGAGGAUGGUGUGUCUGGAUGUGACAGCUCGGCAGUAUGAGAACUGUCACACAAGGCUAGUGUGAUGUCGCCUGUGUGUGCAUGGCCAGUGUCACCCUUAUCAGGACUCUACUUAUAAGGGGAGGUGCAGUGAUGAGGACAGCCCUGAUCCUUCACAAAGCAAUGACGUGCCUUUCUCAUCAUCAGCAUCCCUCCAACAUAUAAAAAAAAAGAAGGGAGGUGAAAGCAUGCUGAUGUGCUAUGCUGUCAGUGCCUGCUUCUAUUUGGAUGAUAGGAGCUGCUAGAUCAGCCUGUGCUGUGGAUAUAACACAUGCUCCCUCUGCAGCUGACAUCCUGGAAGUGUCUUGUGUCAGCCCAUCUACUCAUCAUCCCUAAAGACAUCAGCUGGAGGAGCUUUAUCACACUUCCAGGACUUGUGUUCUUGGCAGAGCAUCUCUGGUUUCUGAGUUCAGGACUUCUUCUCCACUGGAACGUCAUGAAUGAAAAAUUGGAUGUAAAUGUGUCUAUAUGGAAUCCGAGGAAAGCCAUGAACAGGACACAUUCUAACAUAGACCCAAACAUAACAUAUGUGGACUUCUACCUCCAUCGGCCAUCAGUAGCUGCAGUUUUCAUCAUUUCAUACCUGUUAAUCUUUAUCCUUUGUAUGCUUGGCAAUGGAGUGGUUUGUUUUAUUGUUCUCAGCAGCAAACAUAUGCGAACAGUCACUAAUCUUUUUAUCCUAAAUCUGGCUGUCAGCGAUUUACUAGUUGGGAUUUUCUGCAUGCCCACAACACUCCUGGAUAACAUCAUUGCAGGAUGGCCAUUUGGCAAUACAAUCUGUAAAAUGAGUGGCAUGGUUCAAGGAAUUUCUGUGUCUGCAUCUGUAUUUACAUUGGUGGCAAUAGCUGUGGACAGGUUUCGCUGCAUCGUUUAUCCAUUCAAGCAGAAGCUGACCAUCUCUACUGCUGUUGUCAUUAUCGCAGUGAUAUGGGUUUUGGCCAUUGCUAUUAUGUGUCCAUCUGCAGUUAUGUCACAUGUUAAGGAAGAUAAACAAUUUCGAGUUGUUCUAGGCAACAGCAAUCAAACCACUCCUGUUUAUUGGUGCCGUGAGGAUUGGCCUAACCCACACAUGAGAAAGAUAUAUACCACUGUACUGUUUUCCAACAUCUACCUUGCUCCUCUCUCCCUGAUUGUUAUUAUGUAUGCCAGGAUAGGCAUUACUUUAUUCAAGAGUGAACUGAACGUUGAUAGUAAGAAACAUCAACAGCAAAGGCACGCUGUUUCCCGAAGGAAGCAAAAAGUUAUUAAAAUGCUGAUUAUUAUUGCUUUGCUGUUUAUUUUAUCUUGGUUACCUUUGUGGACACUAAUGAUGCUGUCAGACUAUGCCAACUUGAGUGAGCACCAGUACCAAAUAAUCAAUAUUUACAUUUACCCUUUUGCACACUGGUUGGCCUUUUUUAAUAGCAGCAUCAACCCCAUCAUUUAUGGUUUCUUUAAUGAGAACUUUCGCCGUGGGUUCCAAGCUGCCUUCAAACUUCAGCUAUGUUCAGAAGAGAUGGAGAGGAGAACCAUGUACUCACAUCGGGCACAAGGCAAUGCAAUUUUACCAGCCACAUCACAAAAUGCUGGGCGUCAAGGAUCAGCUUUUGAAAAGCAGAGCAGUGAUGAAAAAGAAUCUGACAGACGAAUGCCACUAAAAUGUGACCAGGAUUUAAUCAUGGAGGAUUUGGAAAAGAUGUCAAAUAAUAAUGGGAUUCAGAAAGACAUGGUUUAAAAAACAAACAAAAAAAAAAAACACUUUAAUCAGUGCAUGUGUUGCAUUUGGUAAAACAAGAAAAAGAAAAAAAAAACAUUUUAAUUACAGUACCACCAUAUUUGCCAUGACAAACAAUUCACACCCACAACUAUUGCCACAUUGAAAUUAUUCCAUUGACUAGUGCCAUACUUUUUUGUAAAGAGCUUUGUACAGCCAUUACAUGGAUUGCCUGUAUAUACUGUCAGUUUUUAUGUAUUGCAACAACAGUUUCGAAGCACUAGUAAAUAAAGCUAUUGCUUUUUUGUGAA